AUGGACCUCUGGGGCCCCUAUCCCAUCCGCUCCCGCCAGGGGCACCGCAGCAGCAGCCGGAGCAGCAGCAGCAGCAGCCGGGGCAGCAGCAGCAGCAGCCGGGAUGGCAGCAGCAGCAGCAGCCGGGGCAGCAGCAGCACCGGCAGCAGCAGCAGCAGCAGCAGCAGCAGCAGCAGCAGCAGCAGCAGCAGCAGCAGCAGCAGCAGCAGCAGCAGCAGCAGCAGCAGCAGCAGCAGCAGCAGCAGCAGCAGCAGCAGCAGCAGCAGCAGCAGCAGCAGCAGCAGCAGCAGCAGCAGCAGCAGCAGCAGCAGCAGCAGCAGCAGCAGCAGCAGCAGCAGCAGCAGCAGCAGCAGCAGCAGCAGCAGCAGCAGCAGCAGCAGCAGCAGCAGCAGCAGCAGCAGCAGCAGCAGCAGCAGCAGCAGCAGCAGCAGCAGCAGCAGCAGCAGCAGCAGCAGCAGCAGCAGCAGCAGCAGCAGCAGCAGCAGCAGCAGCAGCAGCAGCAGCAGCAGCAGCAGCAGCAGCAGCAGCAGCAGCAGCAGCAGCAGCAGCAGCAGCAGCAGCAGCAGCAGCAGCAGCAGCAGCAGCAGCAGCAGCAGCAGCAGCAGCAGCAGCAGCAGCAGCAGCAGCAGCAGCAGCAGCAGCAGCAGCAGCAGCAGCAGCAGCAGCAGCAGCAGCAGCAGCAGCAGCAGCAGCAGCAGCAGCAGCAGCAGCAGCAGCAGCAGCAGCAGCAGCAGCAGCAGCAGCAGCAGCAGCAGCAGCAGCAGCAGCAGCAGCAGCAGCAGCAGCAGCAGCAGCACAGCAGCAGCAGCAGCAGCAGCAGCAGCAGCAGCAGCAGCAGCAGCAGCAGCAGCAGCAGCAGCAGCAGCAGCAGCAGCAGCAGCAGCAGCAGCAGCAGCAGCAGCAGCAGCAGCAGCAGCAGCAGCAGCAGCAGCAGCAGCAGCAGCAGCAGCAGCAGCAGCAGCAGCAGCAGCAGCAGCAGCAGCAGCAGCAGCAGCAGCAGCAGCAGCAGCAGCAGCAGCAGCAGCAGCAGCAGCAGCAGCAGCAGCAGCAGCAGCAGCAGCAGCAGCAGCAGCAGCAGCAGCAGCAGCAGCAGCAGCAGCAGCAGCAGCAGCAGCAGCAGCAGCAGCAGCAGCAGCAGCAGCAGCAGCAGCAGCAGCAGCAGCAGCAGCAGCAGCAGCAGCAGCAGCAGCAGCAGCAGCAGCAGCAGCAGCAGCAGCAGCAGCAGCAGCAGCAGCAGCAGCAGCAGCAGCAGCAGCAGCAGCAGCAGCAGCAGCAGCAGCAGCAGCAGCAGCAGCAGCAGCAGCAGCAGCAGCAGCAGCAGCAGCAGCAGCAGCAGCAGCAGCAGCAGCAGCAGCAGCAGCAGCAGCAGCAGCAGCAGCAGCAGCAGCAGCAGCAGCAGCAGCAGCAGCAGCAGCAGCAGCAGCAGCAGCAGCAGCAGCAGCAGCAGCAGCAGCAGCAGCAGCAGCAGCAGCAGCAGCAGCAGCAGCAGCAGCAGCAGCAGCAGCAGCAGCAGCAGCAGCAGCAGCAGCAGCAGCAGCAGCAGCAGCAGCAGCAGCAGCAGCAGCAGCAGCAGCAGCAGCAGCAGCAGCAGCAGCAGCAGCAGCAGCAGCAGCAGCAGCAGCAGCAGCAGCAGCAGCAGCAGCAGCAGCAGCAGCAGCAGCAGCAGCAGCAGCAGCAGCAGCAGCAGCAGCAGCAGCAGCAGCAGCAGCAGCAGCAGCAGCAGCAGCAGCAGCAGCAGCAGCAGCAGCAGCAGCAGCAGCAGCAGCAGCAGCAGCAGCAGCAGCAGCAGCAGCAGCAGCAGCAGCAGCAGCAGCAGCAGCAGCAGCAGCAGCAGCAGCAGCAGCAGCAGCAGCAGCAGCAGCAGCAGCAGCAGCAGCAGCAGCAGCAGCAGCAGCAGCAGCAGCAGCAGCAGCAGCAGCAGCAGCAGCAGCAGCAGCAGCAGCAGCAGCAGCACAGCAGCAGCAGCAGCAGCAGCAGCAGCAGCAGCAGCAGCAGCAGCAGCAGCAGCAGCAGCAGCAGCAGCAGCAGCAGCAGCAGCAUCAGCAGCAGCAGCAGCAGCAGCAGCAGCAGCAGCAGCAGCAGCAGCAGCAGCAGCAGCAGCAGCAGCAUCAGCAGCAGCAGCAGCAGCAGCAGCAGCAGCAGCAGCAGCAGCAGCAGCAGCAGCAGCAGCAGCAGCAGCAGCAGCAGCAGCAGCAGCAGCAGCAGCAGCAGCAGCAGCAGCAGCAGCAGCAGCAGCAGCAGCAGCAGCAGCAGCAGCAGCAGCAGCAGCAGCAGCAGCAGCAGCAGCAGCAGCAGCAGCAGCAGCAGCAGCAGCAGCAGCAGCAGCAGCAGCAGCAGCAGCAGCAGCAGCAGCAGCAGCAGCAGCAGCAGCAGCAGCAGCAGCAGCAGCAGCAGCAGCAGCAUCAGCAGCAGCAGCAGCAGCAGCAGCAGGGCAGCAACCCCAUCAUCCGCAGCGUCAGCGCGCCACCUCCCGCUCCUCCCCCUUUCUCCUUCCCCGCAUGCACACCCGUUGUGAGGUCAGCAGCAGGAGGUAAAUCGGCAGCACAUCCUGAGAAGCAUCCGGCCAAGAAGAAGGCUUCGCGGGGAAAGGAGCAAGAGGAAAGGGCGGGCACAGGCAAGGAAAAGGUCAAAGUGGGCAUGAAAACGGGUGGUGAUGAUGAAGAAUGCGUGGGGCUGGAAGUGAGGGAGGAGGGAGGCAGCCGGGGGAGCGGGGAGGAGGGUGGGCUGGAGCUACAGCCGGUGCUGGAGGAGAUGCCCAAGUGGAAGGUGCUGCGGGGGUCAACGGAGGGCCACAAGUUUGAGGCGAGCGUGCGGAGGGAGAACGGGGCGUUCGAGCAGCUGAUCAGACACAAGGCCAUUAUGACCAUCCCUGCGGAGCAGGACGGCAGGUCUGCCAUCGACCAAGCCCACAUGACCCUGCCACCACCGCCCCUGUCCCACCCCGCUGCUGCGAAUGCCAUCACGAGGAGAGGCGGAGGGCGGAGAGCAGCAGAGCGACAAGAGAUGAGGGUGGUGGUGGACAUGAGAGAAUUCAACAGCAGUCUGCCCUGCGUGCUGCACCAGCGGGGCAUCAAGAUCCUCCCAGUGACCCUUGAACUGGGCGUCUACAUUCUCUCCCCGCACAUCUGUGUGGAGCGCAAGAGCGUCUCAUUGCAUCCUUCUUUCUUCAUCCCCAUCUUGUAUUCGCAUCCCUCUCCAACAGGUGGUGGUGGACAUGAGGGAGUUCAACAGCAGUCUGCCCUCGCAAGAGCGUCUCACUUGGUCCUUCUUUCCAUGCCGUUUGCACUUGCGUCCCUCCCCAAGCAGGUGGUGGUGGACAUGAGGGAGUUCAAUAGCAGUCUGCCCUGCGUGCUGCACCAACGGGGGAUUAAAAUUCUCCCAGUCACUCUAGAGGUCGGCGACUACAUUCUCUCGCCGGACAUCUGUGUGGAGCGAAAGAGCGUCAGCGACCUCUUUGCUUCCUUUGCUUCGGGGCGCCUGCACCACCAGGCUGAGACCAUGUGCCGCUACUACAGGCUGCCGGUGUUGCUCAUAGAAUUCUCCAGCGACAAAAGCUUCUCCCUACAGUCAGCGAGUGACAUCAGCGAUGACAUCACCCCAUCCAGCAUCAUAUCCAAGAUGUCGCUGCUCGCGCUGCACUUCCCGCGCCUCCGCAUCGUGUGGUCCAGAUCGCUCCACGCGACUGCUGAGAUCUUCGCAUCGCUGAAGACCAAUCAGGAUGAGCCAAGUGUCGACCAGGCUAUGAGGGUCGGCGUUCCCACAGAGGAUGGGCUGGUGGAGGGCGACACGAGGUAG
This is a messenger RNA of Closterium sp. Yama58-4, 3795 nucleotides long. The record is from the annotation of a GenBank genome assembly. NCBI's taxonomy places the organism in Eukaryota, Viridiplantae, Streptophyta, Zygnematophyceae, Desmidiales, Closteriaceae.